ACACAUAAAAAAAAGGCUAAAUAGUAAGAGUUGAGAGACAAAGAUAGAUAGAUAGACACUACUACACACAGUGUAAGAGAAGAAAGAAAGAGAGAAAAAAAGUAGCAGUAUAUAGUUGAGAGAGAAAUUAGAGAUAGAGAAAGAAAGAGAUAGAGAUGGUGGGCUCAGGAGCAACAUCUGAUAGGAGCAAAGAAGCUGUUGGGAUGAUGGCCCUUCAUGAGGCCCUCAGAACCGUCUGUCUUAACUCUGACUGGACUUAUUCUGUCUUCUGGACUAUUCGUCCUCGCCCGUAUCUCUCUCUCUCUCUCUCUACAACUUCCAUUCUUUCUUUCUUACUUACUUACUUACUUACUAUAUCUCUCUUUUUUUUUCUCAUCUGGGUCUUGUCCAUUUCUUGCAGUAGAGUUCGAGGUGGUAAUGGCUGCAAGGUUGGCGAUGAUAACGGUAGCUUGAUGUUGAUGUGGGAAGAUGGAUUUUGUAGAGGAAGAGGUUCAUCAUCAGGUUGUGUUGAAGAUAUUGAUGGAGAAGAUCUUGUUAGAAAAGCUUUCAGCAAAAUGUCCAUUCAGUUGUAUAAUUAUGGAGAAGGGUUGAUGGGGAAAGUUGCAUCUGAUAAGUGUCACAAAUGGGUCUUUAAAGAGCCAACAGAAUGUGAACCUAACAUCUCUAACUACUGGCAGAGUUCAUUUGAUGCUCUUCCUCCUGAAUGGACAGACCAAUUUGAGUCAGGCAUUCAGACCAUUGCUGUAAUCCAAGCUGGCCAUGGUCUUCUUCAACUUGGUUCUUGCAAGAUUAUUCCUGAGGAUCUUCAUUUUGUCCUAAGAAUGAGGCACACAUUUGAAUCAUUAGGCUACCAAUCUGGUUUCUAUCUCUCACAGCUUUUCUCAUCAACGAGGAACACUUCUUCAUCAGCUUCACUUCCUUCAAAACCAUCUUCCACCACUCUUCCAAUUAGGCCACCUCCACCACUCUUCAACUGGGGUCAGAGACCACUGACCUCUCCUUCAUCCAUGCUAUCCUCACCCAACUUCCAACAACAUGCAGCUAGGCUUGGUUUUCCACAAACCAAAGAUGAAACUCACAUGUUUCUCAUGCCUCAUGCAUCAUCAUCACAUGAUCAAACCCCAAGAAUUGAAGACAUGAUGGGAGGAGAACAUCAUGAAAAUGACAUUAAAUGGCCAAAUGGUUUGUCUUUCUUUAAUGCGUUAACCGGUAGAGCUGAUGAUGCUAAGCUUUUGUUUAAUCCAGAGAGCUUAGGAGGAAAACAAAGCGAUCAUGAUCAUGAUCAUAAUCAUAAUCAUAAUCAAAAUCAAAAUCAUCAUCACACUCUUAAUCAAAAUCCUAACUCAGAUGGUUCAAACCCAAAUGAGUUUUUGAGCUUGGAUAGUCACCAUGAUGGUGGAAGGAAAAUGGACAAGUUUAAGAGAAGUUUCACUUUACCUACAAGAGUUGCUUCAUCAUCUUCAUCUACUUCAAUGGAUCAUCAUCAACAACAACAAGGUGUGGAGUAUAGGAAUUCAGAAGGUGGUAUGUACUCAGAUGUUAUGGAGACCUUUUUGGAGUGAAUGUUCUUGAAAAGUAUGAUUUAGAAUUUGUAUCUAGGAAAAGCUAAUGAUGUGUUUCUUUUUCAUGUGUUUGUUUUUUCACUAUUGUAUCUUUGUGUUUUCUUAUGUAUUCCUCUUAAUGAGACUUUAUUAAUGAUCAUUUGUUUCUUUCUUUUAGUUCAA
Lathyrus oleraceus (garden pea) is the source of this 1724-nucleotide messenger RNA. RefSeq names its product protein RICE SALT SENSITIVE 3. NCBI's taxonomy places the organism in Eukaryota, Viridiplantae, Streptophyta, Magnoliopsida, Fabales, Fabaceae. The transcript is spliced from 6 exons. The record is from RefSeq and is a predicted model, not a curated record. Bases 156 to 1562 code for a protein of 468 amino acids.